GUAGAUCAACCCAUCCCCUCUAAUUUUCCAUAGCCAAGAACGUUGAGGCGGAAGAACUUCUACCCUUUACCCUCCUUCCUCUUCGUCUAGUAGCCCCCUUACUACUACGCCCAUCGGGGCUGUUUUGGCGAUCAGCAACGCCGGCGUUCGAUUCACGACCCACCCACAAGCUUCACGCCACCACCCACGCAAUCAAACCCCACCUGCCACCCGAUUCCUAUCAACGGCCAGCUCUCUUCGACGGCGAACCAGUUCUAUCACCUCUGUGGUGGCUUGUCCUCGGCAGCGGCGCGCUAAUCUCGGCGCCCAACUAAAUCUCUGCAAAUUUCAAUGGGAAGUGGGAGGAAGAAGAAGCGUACCGAGUAUUCAGAGCCUUCUUCAUCGUCACCGUCCUCUUCAGAUAACUCGGACAGCUCUUCUAUGCGGUCGCGCCGCCAUCGCCGCAGUGGCAGUUCAAGGAGGGAGAAGGACAAGAAGCGAGAGUCGAGGAUUAGAGAUAGGGAGAGGAAGAGAAAAGAUAGGAAUAGGGAGAGAGAUAGAAAGAUGAGAAAGAAGAAAUUGAGAAGGGAGGCCAAGAGAAAGAGGGAUGAUUAUGGAUCUGAAAGUGAUGCUGAGUCCUCACGUUCAGGGAAUUCUAGUGACAGCGAGUUUGAGAGACGGAAGUUGAGAAGUAUUGAGCCUGAAGUGGUUGUACGCGAGCUUCUGAAGGAAUUUCCUGAUGUUGGGAAUGAUUUAAAACAGCUUCUCAGUAUGAUUGAUGAUGGACAAGCUGUUGAUAUCAGUGGGAUUUCUGAAAGGACUUUGGCCAAGCGUUUAAAGAAGCUGUUCCUUUCAUUAAACCUUGAAGAAUCUCAAGAGAGGGUAUUCCUACUACCUUCCAACGGUCAUCCCACUCUAGAAGCUAUUGGACCGCUUAUUCAAACUCAUAUGGAACAAAAGAAGAACCAGUUUGACCAUUCCGUAACUCCGGAUAAUAAGUCAUCACCACCUUUGAAUACAGAAACCACACAAUCAAGCAAGGAGAAUGUGUCAGAUUUAACACACCCAGAUGGUGAAGCCACUGGUCCUAAAAGAAGGAUGCUUGGCCCUGAAAUGCCAUCAGCUGAGCUUCUUGCUGCUGCAGCAAAACUAACCGAAGCACAAACUGAGCUUAGGGAAGUUGAGUUGGAGGAAGACCAUGAAUUAUUUGUUGGGCCUCCACCACCUGCUAUGGUUGCAGAAGCUGAAACAGCCAAUGAGGCAGAACGAUUUGAAGAGGUUGCAAGAAUUAUGGAUGUUGAGGGAGAUAGUCCAUAUGACAUUUUUGGAUUGAACCGAAACCUUUCUAUUGAAAAUAUUAAGAAGAGGUAUUGGAAGAUGUCACUUUUAGUGCAUCCAGACAAAUGCUCUCAUCCUCAGGCCAACCAAGCUUUUAUUAGAUUGAAUAACGCCUUUAAGGAAUUACAAGAUCCUGAUAAGCGGAAGGCACUGGAUGACAAGAUUAAAUUCAAGGAGGAACAGGAGCAAUUUAAAGUUGAGUUAAGAGGUAUGCGUGAGGCUGCAAAAUGGAGAAAAUCACAAGGAAUAUCAAUGGAGGGUGAUGAUGAACUCCUUGCGAACAUGGAUGAUGAAGUUAAAGUAGAACCAAAAAGAGAUGAAUGGAUGACAAGCCUACCUCCUGAAAGAAAGCCUGGCAUGACUAUGCAAUCUUCUAGAUUUAGCAAGGGCUCCAAGGAAGGCCGUGGCGACACUAGUGUUUGGACAGAUACGCCUUCGGACAGAGCGCAGAAAGCGAAGACAAGUUAUUUGGAAGCAUACAACGAAGCCGCUGCACUUGCUUCAAACGAAGAAGCAAAGAAGAAUAGUUCUGAAUCCGCUUUAGUCGACAAAUAUAAUCGAGAAAAACGCUCCAAACCGCUCAUAGAGAAGCAUCGUGAAGGGGCGAGAAGCAGUGGUGGAAAGAAAAAAUCAAAGCAGCAGGUGGGAGAGAAAGAAGAAGAGUGGGUGGGAAAACAUCCAUGGAAGCCUUGGGAUCGUGAGAAGGAUUUAACUGCUGGUAGGAAGACCAUAAAUUUCGAUCCUGAGAACAUGGCUCAAGGCUUAGGCUCCAGGUUUUCUUCAGGAAGCUACCAAAGGAAUUUUCUUUAAGAUCACUUAUGUAUCUUUUGCCACUAUCUCUUACUAUGUACCAUGCUUUAUUGUACUUAAUUUUGCUAUAAAACAAAUUUCUUAUGAGUUCAA
Cucurbita pepo subsp. pepo (vegetable marrow) is the source of this 2220-nucleotide messenger RNA. The record is from RefSeq and is a predicted model, not a curated record. NCBI's taxonomy places the organism in Eukaryota, Viridiplantae, Streptophyta, Magnoliopsida, Cucurbitales, Cucurbitaceae.